AUGCCCACGUUCAAAGCAGUUCCCGAAUACUUUGACAUCCCAGGCCAGGGCCUGGGAGUCAGCCAGGGCGAGAGCAUGAGCAAUUGCCCUGCCCCAGGCCAAGGCCUGGUGCAAACCCUGGAACAAGCCCUCGCCAAUCCCUCCCACAAACUCCUAGUUCUUUGCAGACACGGCCAGGGCCACCACAACGUGUGCGAAUCGACGUUUGGCACCGAGAAAUGGGAGUCCCAAGUGGCAUUGCAGCCCACAUUUGGUAGUAUCGUCCUCGAGGACGCUCACCUGACGGAUCUCGGCAUGCAGCAGGUUCGCGAUGCCGGGACAAACUUGCUGGCACCAUUGGUACAGACCCUGGGAUGGCCAGAGCGCAUGUACUGCUCGCCCAUGAGACGGUGUAUCGAGACAUUCAUGGAGUCCUGGGGUGCGGUGGUAGAGUGUUCAUCUUCUGCCUCAUCUUCUGCCUCAUCUUCUGCCUCGCCAGAGGUAGAAGAUGAGCAAUCUACAGGAGAACUCCCCCACGAUAUUGUGAAAACCUGGAUCAUGGGCCAAGGAUCUGGACCAAGUCCAGAUCCAGAUCAAUUGGCCAGCCAGUGUGUUGUUACUGCCCACGUCUCCGAAACCUUUCGCGAAACGCUUGGCAGACACUACUGCGACAAACGUGUUUCCCACUCCGAAACCAUCGGCCAAUACGGUACCAGGACCCUGGUCUUACCAGCUCCGAAAUCCUCGCCCACCCUCCACGUCUCGUGGCAAUAUCCCAACAACCCUCCAAUGGAUGAGGAGGACACCAUGUGGAGCCCAACGCAUCGUGAGACCGACGACGAGAUCGACGCACGUAUCGGACCGGGCCUCAACGAGAUCCUAAGCGGGCCCGAACGCUACAUCUCGCUCACAUGCCACUCGGGUGUGAUCCACAGCGCGUUGCGCGUGCUGGGCCACCCUCCAUUGAGGCAGUUGCUCACCGGUGGUGUUGUCUUCGUGGUGGUGACGCCUGAACCCUGUGCCGUUUAG
Molecule: messenger RNA, 1008 nt
Organism: Kluyveromyces marxianus DMKU3-1042
Lineage: Eukaryota; Fungi; Ascomycota; Saccharomycetes; Saccharomycetales; Saccharomycetaceae
Gene: PMU1
Product: putative phosphomutase
Exons: 1
Coding region: 1-1008 (335 amino acids)
Cellular component (GO): cytoplasm
Molecular function (GO): phosphatase activity
Source: RefSeq, a predicted model, not a curated record